Lucilia cuprina (Australian sheep blowfly) is the source of this 4776-nucleotide messenger RNA. RefSeq names its product tau-tubulin kinase homolog Asator (gene Asator). The transcript has 13 exons. The record is from RefSeq and is a predicted model, not a curated record. Gene Ontology annotation, biological process: signal transduction; peptidyl-serine phosphorylation. NCBI's taxonomy places the organism in Eukaryota, Metazoa, Arthropoda, Insecta, Diptera, Calliphoridae. Bases 228 to 4757 code for a protein of 1509 amino acids. Gene Ontology annotation, cellular component: cytoplasm; nucleus. Gene Ontology annotation, molecular function: ATP binding; protein serine/threonine kinase activity.
UUAAAAUAAAUCAUUGCAUUCAUUCACUCUAUUAAAUUGUUUUAGUUUUUUACACUAAAUAUUUGUAGUGAAAAUUACAUUCAAUACAUUUUUUUAGAAAAAAAAAUAAUAAGAAAUAUUGAAGUGUAUGUAUGUGUAUGUCUUACGAUCGUGUUUUAUAACCAUUUAUCAGUACCACACUACCAAUAAUAUUCACCACCGACAUUGAAUUUCCCGUUUUUUACAAAAUGCAUUUAUUAGAAAAGCCAAGAAAUGAUGAAAGUGCUUAUGACUCGACAGCUGAAAACAGAGAUCAUCCCGCACACCGCGAUGAAGAACAAUUAUUCCCACAACAUUCUAGUAGUCAAAAUAGAUCGAAUGCAUUAAAACGAUCUGCAACUUUACCUGCAAAAAAUAACAGAUUACCACUGCGCAAUCGUGUCACUUUUCGAGUGCCUAACAAUUGCAGACAACAAUUAAAUCAAAGAUACCUACAUCCACCACAAUUUGCUGCUAGAUUAAACAAAAAUCCAGAUACAAACGGACAACAAUAUUCUAACAACCAACAGAGUGCUGAUAUUUGUAAUAAUCCAUCUUUAGUUGCUAAAAUGACUUCGGAAGAUCUACUACAGCCUGGGCAUGUUGUUAAAGAGCGAUGGAAGGUCGUUCGCAAAAUUGGUGGUGGAGGGUUUGGAGAGAUUUAUGAAGGUCAAGAUCUCAUUACACGCGAACAAGUAGCAUUGAAAGUAGAAUCAGCACGACAACCUAAACAGGUACUCAAAAUGGAAGUAGCGGUACUUAAAAAGUUACAAGGAAAAGAACAUGUGUGCCGUUUCAUAGGAUGUGGUCGUAAUGAUCGUUUCAAUUAUGUUGUAAUGCAACUACAAGGAAAAAAUUUGGCUGAGUUAAGACGCGCUCAACCUAGGGGAGCAUUUUCCUUAAGCACUACUUUGCGACUAGGUCUACAAAUACUGAAGGCAAUAGAAUCUAUACAUUCAGUUGGAUUUUUACAUCGUGAUAUAAAGCCGAGUAACUUCUCAAUUGGACGUUUACCUUAUAACUGUCGGCGUGUUUAUAUGCUAGACUUUGGUUUAGCGAGGCAAUAUACAACUGGAACAGGAGAGGUUAGAUGUCCACGUGUUGCGGCUGGCUUUCGCGGUACAGUUCGUUAUGCCUCAAUAAAUGCUCACAGAAAUCGAGAAAUGGGACGACAUGACGAUCUUUGGUCCCUUUUUUAUAUGCUAGUCGAAUUUGUUAACGGUCAACUUCCUUGGAGAAAAAUUAAAGACAAGGAACAAGUAGGUCUAACUAAGGAAAAAUAUGAUCAUCGUAUUCUUCUGAAACAUUUGCCUUCCGAUUUAAAACAAUUCUUGGAACAUAUCCAAUCUUUAACUUAUGCUGAUCGUCCUGAUUAUGCGAUGCUUAUUGGUUUAUUUGAACGUUGUAUGAAACGUCGUGGUGUCAAAGAAUCAGACCCAUAUGAUUGGGAAAAGGUUGAUGCAACAGGUAAUUCAACCACAACAGCCAACAUUACUUGCAGUCAAUCAAAUCAAAUUAACCACGCUCAAGUAAAGAAUGAAUAUGUUCAUGGUAAUAUAACGCAAAUGACGGUUGUAGCAUCCAACGCGAGUGGUACUGAAUAUCUGCGUAGAAGAAAUGAUGUUGAUUCAGCACAAGUUGCUAGUGCUGAACUCUUACACGUUAAGGAUAAGGUUGUGGAUAAAAAUUGCAAUAACACUUCACCACAGGCUGAAAAUAAUUUUCAAAAUCUUAAUAGUAGCAAUAAAAAUAACUCAAAUAAGGUUCCAGCAAUAACAACAUGUGGAGGUGGUGGAGGGGGAGGUGUACGUAACACCAACAUAAAAGAACAACAACAACCUAGUCAAAUGAUGAUAAUGCAUGGUCAGACUGAAAAUACUGCUGUAACGCAACAUAGUGGUGUUACGCCCGUUUUGUUGAAAACCACCGUAUUGACUGCCAGUUAUAGGUCGGAACCGAAUAAACAACCACAUAAUAUAUUUCAAAAUAAACACGCAAAUCCACAACAACCUGUUUUAACCUCCAAAAAAGCAGUAACAUCACCUCUGAACCAGAACAACUCAGCACCGCUUCAUCACAUUAGUAGUCAAAAUAUUGUAAUGGAUGGUAUGAUGAUAGGUGAGGAUGGCACAACUUCAACAUCUGUAAAUGGAGGCGGUGGCCGAUUACGAAAAGUAAAUACUAGUAAAGUAGCUGCUGAUGAAUUGAAAUCUUCUAACAUUAGUUUCGGAGAUAACCAAAAAAAUAAAGAGCUAGGUAAUAGUAUGGGUGGAGUUGGCGGUAGUGGAAAUCCAAUAAAUGUUAAAAAAAAUACACAAAUUUCUAGUGGCAUUAGUCAUGAUGGACAUGUUGGCGCGAAAUCGGCACAACAAGAAAAACUAUCCACAAAUGUUUCAAAUAAACGCUGUUGUGCACCUAAUACAAACGUUACAGCAGCAGUUGCCGAACAACCCAAAAAUACGUUUAUAAGUCGUUUACAAAUUGCAACUAACAUAAUGAAUCCGCAAGAAGGUAAUGAAAUUAACUGUGCUCUUGAAUCUGAAUACGAGCCGACUGCAUUAUCAUUAGAAGUGGCAAAUCGUGUUUCACAACCUUCUUCGAUAAGUAAAAACCAUUGUACUAUUGAAGUCAAUAAUUCGGUGGCUACUACAGCUCCUGCUACAGUUCCUGUUCCACCACCUGCCCGACGUUCUUAUACCUCAACCAAUCUGAGGCCAUCAUCCGUGGCAGGAUCAACACAACGUCUUAAUAGUAGUGUUUGCGGUUCUGGUACAGCCACUAUAGCUACAGCAAGAGGUAGUGCAGGGGGCGGGGAUCAUUCAAUUACGCAGUUUGCCCUCAUUGAUGAUGAGAAUGUUUCUGCUCUGCAACAGGUCACUAAAGGCGGUGGCGCCUUAACAUUGGCUAGUCAAUGGAAAAGUCAAUUUGACGAUUCUGAAGAUACAACCGAUAACGAAUGGAAACAAGAAGCGCAGAAUCCUGUACAAAAAGCUAAAUUAAGUUUCAUCUCGCUGUCUCACCCAAAUUUAUCCGACGUAUCUUUAAUACAACAUCAAAAAGAUCAACAAUAUUGUAUGGACACCAUUCAACAGAUACCAUCCCAAAACCAAACUGAAAGUGUAGAACCCGUUAUAAAAAAAGACCAAUUCACUAGUGAUGGAAUUGAGCAUGCCAUUGAAGAUCAACCAAAAUUGAAUUCUUCCUGCUCUGCUCUAAAACUUAAUGCAGCAAAAUCUUCUAGUCCUCCUCUUAUAACUCCUUGUCAAAAUCAAAAGAAGUACAAUUUAAAUAUUGCUGGUAUAGAAAACUAUGCUCAAUUACAGGCCUCAAUACCGCAAUGCUGGUCCGAACCGGCCAUGGGUAAUGCUUUGCGUAGAGACUUAGAACCACCCAUAGUACAACAAGCAGCAUUUGAUAAUAUUGUUUAUCGCAUGGAUAUAACACGUAAUGUAUGUGUUAGGGAAGUAUAUUCAGAAGCCGCUGCCACAAAUAUUGUGCCACCAGAUGCUACUUCAAACGUUGGAUUAUUUAAUAAUUCAAUACACAAUCCAGCUACUGAAGUAGAAGAUCUGGCAGCAAGAGAUGUCCCAUAUUCAAGCAACACAGGCAACAACAAUGAUCUCACUAAUUUGGCCAUAAGUAAACAUCGCAAUAGUUUGCCUAACGUAGCAUUACCAAAUCUUCUCAACAUUAGUAGUGGUGCUGGUAAUAGCGAUGGCGUUGGAGAUUCCUGUGUACCCACGAAAGAGAAAUUUAUUACAAAUGUUGAUAUGGAUACUCAAAAAUCCAUUACAACAAAUACGAUAUUACCUUCUGCCUCCGUACAAUAUGCAGCCAACUUAAACGAAGAUGUUCAAGUUCAUCAUCAAAAUAGUGGGUUAGGAUCAGACAUCGGAACCGCACAACAAGACGAGGGCUGCAUAAGUGGACGCUUAGAAAUACGUGUGAUACCUAAUGAAUCAACUUCUCAAAAUGAUGUGAUCUACUACGGUUCCGCUGCAAUCCAAAAAUCUCCCAAUCAACAAGUUAUACUGGUAAAUGCAAUACGUAAUGAUGACAAUGAAGAUGAUGUGCCUGUAACUAUAAACCAAAGAGAUGUAAAAGAUGAAACCAACAAUGACGCGUGUGAUUUUAGUAGGGAAAAAUUUAAUGAUUUAUUCAAAAAAUCACCCGAGGAGAUAAAAACUACAAGGGAAGAGUUCGAAGAUGUAGGUGAUGAUGUAAUAAAAGCGGAUAAAAAUGAUAUUAAGUCAGGUGAUGAUUUGAAUAAAGUUGCAGAAAUGUACAUUAAAAACGAGGCUGCUGGAGCUACCACCAUCGGUUCAUGCAUUCCAAAUAUCGUGCCCGUAGGUGGUAGCACCGCUAUUAGCAAAAUACCCGUAUUACAAACUAAUAUCCGUCAAGCAAAAUGUGCAUCGUGGGCCGGCGGCGAAUUGACUUCUCAACAAGUCCAUUCACAACUUACAAGAAACAGCAGCCAGGGAAAACAAACAUUUAAUGCGGCAGAUAUUGAUAAUUUUAAUGAAGCUGCUUUGCCUACUCAUUCUAACUCUUCCUCUAGUUGCAACAAACAAAAUGUUGGUGAUAAGCCUGAUGGUGUUGUAUUUCAAAACCCUGAUAUAACGGAUCUAACACCAGCUAUGAGGCGUCGCAGAGAAACAGCUGAUAAAUAUGUAACGGAUCCUUCGCAAUUACAAUUACGCUUUGCUCGUCCGCGUUCCAGAAAUGCCAGUAGGUAAGUAAGCAAUAUCUUCCUUA